Gloeophyllum trabeum ATCC 11539 is the source of this 969-nucleotide messenger RNA. Its product is annotated as nucleoside hydrolase. Gene Ontology annotation, cellular component: cytosol. The transcript has 5 exons. NCBI's taxonomy places the organism in Eukaryota, Fungi, Basidiomycota, Agaricomycetes, Gloeophyllales, Gloeophyllaceae. The annotation marks the transcript as partial. The record is from RefSeq and is a predicted model, not a curated record. Gene Ontology annotation, molecular function: purine nucleosidase activity. Gene Ontology annotation, biological process: purine nucleoside catabolic process.
CUCCUGGCUCUGCAUUGUCCCAAUCUCCGCCUCCUGGGUGUCUCGACGGUUCACGGUAAUGCUAGCGCGGAGUGCACUGAGAUAAAUGCUGCACGGUGUCUAUACGCUUAUGGCGCACCAGAAGACGUACAUGUAUAUCCGGGUGCCACCAAGCCUUUGAUUCGACCAGCGAGACACGAUCCAGAAAUUCAUGGUCUUGACGGCCUCGGGGGAGUUGAAGGGCUCCCUUCACCUACCAGCGAGGCUGUCCUGAUGCGCCUGGGAGCAAAGGACCAAGCAGUCAGAGCUGUGGAGGGCAUAGCGAGAGCGAUCCUGACCGAUCGCUCUCGGAAGAUAACAAUCAUAUCGACCGGACCAUUGACGAACAUUGCGCUUUUCGUGAGCGUUUAUCCGGAUUUACUUGACUCCGUCGAAGAGUUCGUCUUCAUGGGCGGAGGGGUAGGUAUCGGCAAUCGUUCAGCAGUAGCAGCUGAAGCCGCGCAAAUCGUCCUCGAUGUGCCCGUCAGGAAGGUCAUGAUCCCACUGAAUGUUACCCAUACUGCAAUCGUGACUAGAGAUUGGCACUGCGAAUUACUAGCGCCAGGAUCCGCCCCAUCCGAAGCUUUGCCUAAACCGCAGACCAAUCUCCGUCACACCCUUUCCACUCUAAUCAAUUUCUUUACUGAAGCCUACAAGUCCACUUUCGGAUUCAUAGACGGUCCCCCUCUCCAUGAUGCACUGACUAUUGCAUAUGUUUGUCGACCCGAAUUAUUCUCAAGCAAACGCUAUAGAGUUAACGUAGAAUUGAGCGGCGCUCACACGUCUGGGGAGACGGUUGUAGACGUCUGGGGCUAUCAUUCGACCGAUAACUCCUGGGGUGCGACUGGUAAGAACUGCCUUGUUACGGAGUCUCUUGAUGUAAACGGCUUCUUCGCACUCUUCCUGGACUGCGUUCGCCGCUGCGACGAAGUGUCCCCCCUUAACCACUGA